CAGAAACGAGGCGCUUCCUGCCAUUUCUCCCCAAUGAGAAGCCGCCGGUCCAAUCACCAUGUUCACUCCCCCGUCGUCCAGCUCGCUGCUCAGCAAUGUCAGCAGUCUAUCGAGCAUAUCUUCCAUACACCUCCAGAUAGUAGCCAUGAUCGCCAAGGCCCUCGCUUGACCCCUUCAACACAAGCCCUGCCACCGUCGGCAUCCAGCCCUUCAAACCAUCAGCUCACGCCACGAAUGAGCCAAAGCGGGCCACUGGGAACAAUACAACCGACAGCAAGCCGACUUCUGGAUGAUUCGCUCUACAUAGACGAGCUUCUCGCCACCAACUGUACACGACAGGCGAGGACAAAUGACAGGUCCACCUUCACGGCCGAUGAUGACCACGUGGGAAGCUCCGCCCUCGCCUUUUACUCGGAGAAGUCCAUGUCGAGUCUUUCGGAGCGACUGGGCCAUGACAGGGUCCGCCAGCUUUUGGCGACAAUAGAAACUAGCGCAGGUGAAGCCAUGAAUGUGCUCACUGAUUGUGAUCCUUCCAUGAUCAGCAACCAAAAUUUACAGCGCAACCUGCACUCAUGCAAGCCAUUCAUGGUGCUCUUCUACGCGGUCAUUUCACUUGGAUGUAUGAACCAGGAUGGGGGCUCCUUCAAGGCCGGCAAGGGGACCGCCUCUCAACUCUUUUCUCGCGCAGCCCUUUGUGCAAUGGCCGUCUAUUCCCUGACGGCAGAGGGCUACAGGCACGAAGGACUCUUCAUACGAGAGGCUGGACGCGCAGCCUCGGCAAUGAGUAAGAGGAGUUUUGAGAACCCCAUGGACGAACACUGCCGUCAAGGUACCUUCUGGGUCAUAUACUACAUCGAGAAGGAAUACUCUUUCCACACUUGCAUGGCUUCUGUUAUUUGCGACGCCGACAUCAGCUGCCCACUCCCAAACCCCACCCCCGUCAUUCUGGAGGGUUUGGACUGGGUACGAACUAGCGCCUCCUUUUCCCGUCUUCUCUGGAAAGCAUAUGUGUCUUUGUUUUCCAUUAGCGCUACCUUCAGAACAAAGGAAGAGCAGUUCGAAAAAAUCGCCGGCGUGACAACCGACAUCGACAAUUGGCUGAAGACAAUACCCGAAAAGCUCUGCCCGAACCAUGGUCUUCCUAAUCUGCGCUUCACCCAGCCAGGACACGCCAUGAUCGUGUUGCGUUUGCACUUUAUGUACUAUGGACUGAUUGUCUCCCUGGCGCGUUUGAAACUGCACCUCUCCGACGCCCAAUCGACCAGGCGAUCUGACGCAACUGUAUCUCUGUUAAUGGCGGCGCGGGCCAUUGUCGCGCUGGUCCAGUUCAUACCUCAGGAGCCGAGCACGCCUAUGAUAUGUCUUAUUCAUAUGCCGAUGAUGGCAAUGUUCGUGCUCUUUGACUGCGUCGUGCAUAAUCCCCACCACCCGGAGACAGCCAAGAGUCUCGCAUUCCUUGACAUUACAGCCGGCUAUUUCUCCAGACUAGAACUCGUCUAUGCAUCCCAAGGUGCUCCUGGAACUGUGCACUUCGGCGAAUUUACCGCCAUUGCCCAUGAGUAUGUCCGCAGACAACAACAAAACCACUCGCAGAUCGACCCAAGAGGCGCGGCUGGCAGAAGCAUUCCAGCCAAUCACGAUCGCCCCUCGCCAUCGAGCACAACCACAGCUUACGGAGCUAUGGACGGGCAUUUGGAGCCGGGACAGGAUCGUAGACCCUACCACCUGGAUAUUUCACAGCAGAACCCUGCUCACGGCCUGGGAGGUGAUAAUGCAAGUUCUUUCUAA
Molecule: messenger RNA, 1788 nt
Organism: Microdochium trichocladiopsis
Lineage: Eukaryota; Fungi; Ascomycota; Sordariomycetes; Xylariales; Microdochiaceae
Exons: 7
Source: RefSeq, a predicted model, not a curated record